Polyodon spathula (Mississippi paddlefish) is the source of this 3056-nucleotide messenger RNA. RefSeq names its product homeobox protein Hox-D8-like. Gene Ontology annotation, cellular component: nucleus. The record is from RefSeq and is a predicted model, not a curated record. The transcript is spliced from 2 exons. Gene Ontology annotation, molecular function: DNA-binding transcription factor activity, RNA polymerase II-specific; RNA polymerase II transcription regulatory region sequence-specific DNA binding. NCBI's taxonomy places the organism in Eukaryota, Metazoa, Chordata, Actinopteri, Acipenseriformes, Polyodontidae. The coding region runs from base 1903 to 2613 and encodes 236 amino acids. Gene Ontology annotation, biological process: regulation of transcription by RNA polymerase II.
ACAGAAAUCUCAGUAUCAAAACAAUAAUCAUGAUUCAAAACGAAGCGCUUUAGUCUACGUUUCAGUUAUUGCAUUAAAACUACAACAACAUGGAACAAACAAGACAGUAAAUUAGCCUAUAGGCCUAAUGUACAUUUUAAUAUAUUGCCAAAUGGCGUAUUGACUACAACAUUACAUUGUUGAUGCUUUUUCUAAGAGAAGAAAUAUGAGCUUUUAAUUGUAGGCCAUCGUCUCCUUUUGAAAAGAAACAGCUGAAAACACUACACCCAUUUUACACACACAUUAUUGAGUAUACAAACACGAAUAGCGCCUGCUGCUAAAUGUGUAGAGCCUUGUAAAGACCACGAUAAAAAUGAUCAUUUUGUCUGUGUAAGUAAGACCGGACAUAUAAACACAGAUACUGCUAGUAAAAGGACGGUGAAAGAAAAUGCUAAAACAGCAGGUGGCGUUUAUUUUCGCCAAGCUAUGCAAAAAAUGUCUUUCCCUACAAUUUCGUAAAUGAUAAACUGUCAACUAGUUUUUUUGUUUUGUUUUGUUUUUUUAAGUGAACGUUAUAUAUGUGUAUCGAGUAGCCUAUCGUAUAACACGCAUAGUCAUUCCUUCCUGUCGCUUGUGUGUAUCCAUAUAUGUAAUGCAUUUUUUAGCCUGUACCGCAUAAUUGAUGGCAAUAUAAUAGCCAGCGAGGCUACAUUACUAUUGUCCAAUGUUCAGCAGGGGUAUGCUAUGAUUUAUAUGACUAGUCCCAGGUUACUGCAAUCAGGAACCUGCAAUCAGAAACACACAUCAAAAUAGACACAACAAAAGAAUUCCCGUGUUUAACCAACACUAACAUACAACACUUUGAUUGUUAACAGUUUAGUAUCUGUAACAUGCUAAUUUAUCAAAGUAAUCAAAACAAGCUUAUGAAAUCUCGUCUUUUGAAUUGGGUCAUAAUGCGUAGUGCAGAGUACGCAUAUCACUGUGCUGUUGUUCGUUCUUGUUUUUCUUCAGCGGUUCUCAUUGAAAUUCCAGGUUGAAUCGAGCGUCACGCUCUGCUGAGUAUACAUCACUCCGGCUUCAGUAAUGACGUCUCCGAAGGGUGAAAUAAUGGGAAACGUAUUCAUAGUCAUGAUUUUCAUUAGGUAGCAAUUAACCCAGCAGACUCUGCCCUGCCUUGCCCUCACCUAGUCAAGGGUAAACAACACUGUCAUUCAUUUCAAAGUUUGCGUUUCCAAGCAAUAAUAUAUAUAUUUUUAAGCAGACUGAAUUAGAGACUUGUAGGCCUGUCUGUCGUUACUAAUCUGAUCCCUAUCUGUUCUGAACGUUGUAUUUUUUUUGUAUGUUUAUCAAUAAAAUAUACCCUUAUUAUAGAUGGAAAUAACUAAAGACCUGUAGAGAAAAAAAGUCCCAUUCAUUAAUCCACCGAGACUACAUUUGAUCUUGCUCCUUCGGAACAAAAUUAUAUAUUUCUUUUCUUUGCUGUUUGUGGUUGUACACUGAGUGGCGCAGUUUUUUUUUUUUUUUAAAUGCGCACCACGGCUCUCAGUUGUACUGUACUCCUGCAGCGAUGGUGAGAUAUAUUAAUGCGCCAAUUAUCUUAACCCAAUCUCUAUGCUCAGAUGGUUUUGAAAAAAUAUAUUCAGAUCACAGAGGGGGUACUUUGUUUGCCUCAGGACUGGUAAAUGUAAAACGAAGCAAAAGAUUUUCCAAACAGUGUGAGCUUUCAUUCUGUCGGGUGAUUUAAAGGAAACAAGAAAAGCUUAGAGGCAGCGAUUAUAUCGCAUACAAGUAAGUCAUCGCUGACCACUGGGCUGCAUUAGCCAUUAUGAAUAUUAACUAGACCGCUGGAAGAGAGAAACUCUGCAGUCAAAGUUAUUAUUUUGUUUUUGCUUGUUGUUCUCAGAAACUUUGCCAGCAAUAGAGAUGAGUUCUUACUUUGUAAAUCCAUUUUAUUCAAAGUACAAGGCCGCUGAGACAAUAGGUCCAACCUACUACGACUGCCCGUUUCCACAAGAUGUUAAUAGCAGGCACGCCGUUAUGUAUGGCAGCAGUGCAAGUUUCCAGCACCCAACACAAGUUCAAGAAUAUUACCAUCAUGGGACCUCAGCAAUCCAGAAUGCGGGAUAUCAACCGAAUCCUUGUGGAAUUACGUGUCACGGUGACUCCAGUAAAUUUUACGGAUACGAUAACUUACAGAGGCAGCAGCUUUUUACCACACAGCAAGAGACCGAGCUGGUGCAAUAUCCUGACUGUAAAUCGUCCAGUAGUAAUACUGGCGAAGAACCAGAGCACUUAAAUCAGAACUCGUCUCCUUCUCAGAUGUUUCCCUGGAUGAGACCUCAAGCUCCUGGUAGAAGAAGAGGCAGACAGACAUACACCCGAUUCCAAACUCUGGAACUCGAGAAGGAAUUUCUAUUUAACCCCUAUCUGACCAGAAAGAGGAGAAUCGAGGUCUCGCACGCUCUGGGGCUCAGCGAGAGACAGGUUAAAAUAUGGUUUCAAAACCGAAGAAUGAAGUGGAAAAAAGAAAACAAUAAAGACAAGUUCCCAUCUUCACGGCCAGAAGACGGAGAAGAGGUUAAAAUGGAGCCUGGCGACUCUGUGCAGGACAAAGCCGACAACGAGACUGCCUGACUGAUUUUUAAAACCUGCCUAAAAUGGGACUUUUAUUAAAUGUCACAAGAGAAAAGAUGGUUAAGGAGACCGCCCUUGUUAAGGGUCUGUGUACAGUUAUAAUAUGCCACUGUUACAAUGAGUGUGUGUUACUGUGGAAGGUGUAAUAGGCUACGUGAGUUUAUCAGCUCAUUUUCCAAUUAUCUAUUGCCUUACUUCAAACGAAAUAAUGUUCGUUAAAUAAAGGGACUGUGUUUAUGAUUUGCACCUUUAUUCUUCCUGAUGAGAAACCAGAAUAAAUGAUUAGAUUUUCUUUAAGUUAACAACACUAAAUUACCAGGAAACUGCACGUGAAAUGAUAUAUUAUGUAUGAUAUGUAGGCCCUGUAGAAUAAGGCCUGUAUAUUACUGGAAUUGAUCAAAAUUCAAGAUUUAUUCUGAAUGUAUGUUAUACCUCUAUAUAUA